AUGGAUCCAUCACAAGUUCCAAACCUUUACAAGCAGCAGCGGGGUCCUCCUAAGAUCAAAAACAAAAACCCUGCACCGAUUCAAAUUACGGCCGAGCAAAUUCUUCGUGAAGCUAAAGAGAGACAAGAAUCAGCAAAGAAAGCACCCCGUCAAAAGAUUUCUGACUUGGAAGAAUUGUCAGAAUAUCGUCUACGUAAAAGAAAAGAAUUUGAAGAUGCAAUAAGAAGGAAUAGAUUAAAUAUCGGAAGCUGGUUAAAGUAUGCGACAUGGGAAGAGAGUCAAAAAGAAUUGAAUAGAGCACGUUCAAUUUAUGAAAGGGCCUUAGAUGUAGAUUCACGUAAUGUUACUCUUUUUAUUAAAUAUACCGAAAUGGAAAUGAAAAAUCGCAAUAUCAAUCAUGCUAGAAAUUUGUUUGAUCGUGCGGUUACUUUAUUACCACGAGUUGAUCAAUUUUGGUAUAAAUAUACUUAUAUGGAAGAAAUGUUGGGAAAUGUUGCAGGAGCACGUCAAAUAUUUGAACGUUGGAUGCAAUGGGAACCGGAUGAAUCCGCAUGGAACGCUUAUAUAAAAAUGGAAAAGAGAUAUGGAGAAAUUGAUAGGGCAAGGGCUAUUUAUGAGAGAUUUGUUAAUGUGCAUCCGGAACCAAAAAAUUGGCUUAAAUGGGUUAAGUUUGAAGAGGAGCAGAAUGACUUGGAGAAAUGUCGAGAGAUUCUUAGUCAUGCCAUUGAAGUAUUAGGUGAAGAUCAUAUGGAUCAAAAAAUUUUUAUAGCAUUUGCAAAAUUUGAGACGAAGUUAAAAGAGUUUGAAAGAGCACGUGUUAUUUAUAAAUAUGCUUUGGAUAAACUAUCUAGAUCUAAAUCCGAAUCACUAUAUAACGCGUACACUCAAUUUGAAAAACAAUAUGGUGACAAAGAUGGAAUAGAAGACGUGGUAGUUGGAAAGCGGAGGAUACAAUAUGAAGAGGAAUUAAGAACAAAUCCAAAAAAUUAUGAUAUAUGGUUUGAUUACGCGAGAUUGGAGGAAAAUGCAGGCGAUGCCGAAAAAGUUCGUGAAAUUUACGAACGCGGCAUUGCACAAGUGCCUCCGACACAAGAGAAAAGAUUCUGGAGACGAUAUAUAUAUUUAUGGAUAAAUUACGCGUUGUAUGAAGAACUUGAAACUAAAGAUUACGAUCGAACUCGUCAAAUUUAUCAAGCAUGUCUGAAGAUAAUACCCCACAAGAAAUUCACAUUUGCAAAGAUAUGGUUAUUAUAUGCACAAUUUGAAACAAGACGAUUGGACUUACGGAUAGCUAGAAAGUUUUUGGGAAUGGCAAUAGGAAUGUGUCCAAAGGAUAGGCUCUUUAAGGGAUAUAUUGAACUUGAAUUACAGUUACGAGAAUUUGACCGUUGUCGUACUCUGUAUACUAAAUAUUUGGAACAUAAUCCAUCCAAUUGUUAUGCAUGGAUUAAAUUCGCAGAACUAGAAAAGAUGUUGGGUGAUUAUGAUCGAUGUCGUGCAAUAUUUGAAUUGGCUGUAGAGCAACCAGUUUUAGAUAUGCCAGAGUUGUUAUGGAAGGCGUAUAUUGAUUUUGAAUUUACAGAAGAAGAAUUUGAAAAGACACGUCUUUUAUAUCAACGUUUAUUGGAAAAGACUGGUCACGUUAAAGUUUGGAUUAGUUUUGCACAAUUUGAAUUGAAUGCAGACGAAGGAGACAGGAAAGGUGCUUUAGAAAGAGCACGAAAAGUAUUUGAAACAGCUUACAAGAGUAUGAAAGAAAAAGAAUUGAAAGAAGAGGAUUUUGAAAGCAAUCAUGGCACUCAAGAAACACUAUCAACCAUAGAAGCUAAGAUGCCUAAAACCGUCAAGAAGCGACGUAAGAUUGAUGAAACUGAAGGACAGACAGGUGUUGCUUGGGAAGAAUAUUUCGAUUAUAUCUUUCCUGAUGAUCAAACUCAACAACCGAAUUACAAACUUUUGGCAACGGCACAUGCUUGGCAACAAAAGCAACAACAGCAGCAGAAAAAGUAA
Funneliformis geosporum is the source of this 2010-nucleotide messenger RNA. NCBI's taxonomy places the organism in Eukaryota, Fungi, Glomeromycota, Glomeromycetes, Glomerales, Glomeraceae. The record is from the annotation of a GenBank genome assembly.